GUUGGAGGAUAACAAGUACUCCAUCAAGGACCUUGAAACGAUGACUCAAGAUGAGGAUGAGAGCAUACGGGCCUUUGGGAUGCGCUUCCAGAAGAUCUCCGACGUGCUGAUCAAGAUGGGGAAGAUCUCAGAGGUCGAACGCUGUACUAUCUUCAUCGGACACCUGUCCAAAGAUAGACAAAAGAGUAUACUUAGAGAUCUUCCGCGCGACAAGCUUAACUUCCCAGAAGUCCUAAAGCUUGCGAUAAGGGCAGAAGCAAACGACUACAAGGACUUAGUGUGGAGAGGGAUGAGGAGACGUGAUUUCUCUCUCUACAAGGAGUAUGCCACGGAUAGAUGCCCUGAUUUCAAGGAYCACCCUUGGUCGGAGAAGAGUGAAGYCGUGGCCGAGGAAGUGAAGGAGAUAAGGGACAUGGUAAAGGGAUUGACAAGACASGUUACCGAGAUUGUGACAAGCACAGGAGCCACGACUUACCGGGACAAACCCGGAGGGCUCUAUUCACUUCGCUGGGAUCGGAGGAACACCGAUUCCUGGAGGAGUGUCGAGGAYAGAAAUCCUCGCACGCUGACUGAUUAUCGUACGAGGGAAAGAGAGAGAGACGAUGAGCCAUGGCGACAUAGGGAUGACGAGAUAGACYUGGACCACAGAGCUCGCGAGACRUAUGGGCGAGCUAGGAGGCUGGAUGAUUACUCGCGUAGCCCUCRUUAUGAGGCCGAUCGGGGUAGAGGCGACUCUAGAGGCCGGUGGAAGUCAGAUCAGGGCCGACGAGAUGGAUACAGGGACYGCAGAUAUGAGAGAUCAGACCGAGAUGGAUAUAGGGACGGAAGAUAUGAGAGGACGGAUCGAGAUGGCUACGGAGGUGGCGGAUAUGAGAGAGGAGGUCAAGACGUGGACCGACAAGACGACUCGCGUGGACGGUAUGACCACGGGGGAUACGCGAGAAAGUGGCGCGACGAUUCGCGAGGGUGGUACAACCGAGGAGAUCGGCGCGAUGAGACACGCGGGCGAUACGAUGCUGGGGACCGCCGAAACGAUUCACGGGGACGAUAUGAGUCAAGAGGAUCAGGGGGAGACCGCCCCAACGAUUCGCGCGGUCGGAAUGAGAGAGGGGGAUAUGGCGCCUCAUCAGAGCCGUAUCCCAAGUCGCAUGGCCCCAGAGCAGCGAGAGGUACGACCUCCAGAGGCACGGGCGACAGGCAACCCACCCCUAGGAACUCUUGCGUCUACUGUAGAGGGGAUGAUCACAUCAAGAGAGAUUACCCGGACUUCAAACGGGCAAUAGAUGAGGGGUUUGUCGUGCUUGACGACCACAAGUACGUCAAAUGGGCAGAUGAUCUGGGAGAUGUAUCGAUAUUCCCUUCGAUGAAGGAGAAUGUCGAAGCAAGGAGAGUAAAGCCGAGUAAAGGAAAGGAACCGGUCAGGAGUCAGAGCAUCAAGAUAACUUCUGAGGGGGAUAUGGCGACCACACCCAUAAGGGUGGCAGCCACCAAGUCUGCGAGAGGAUCUACAUCGAAGAAGACUGACACGGGUUAUGUGAUGGCAGAGAAGGACGGCAGCCAGCGGAUCGAUGGAGAGGAGGUUAUUCUUUCACCGCGAAAGCGGGGAGUAAAGAAGUUCUUGAUGAAGAGUUUGCUGGAUAAGAUUGACAUUGUCGAGCCACUGAGACGAGCCCUUCGGCAGCCCAUGUUGUGCUCUAUUCUGGAGUACCUGGAGGCAUCGAAGCGAGCUUGCGAUGGGUUACAGAUGAUCACACGAAAGACUCGCAUACCUCUAUCAGAGGAGGCUCAGGGGGGCCCUAAGGCGGAAGCUCCUACCGUAGCAGUAACGGGGGGGACUGCCAGAGCGGAUCGCAUGGCGACAGUCCUUCUUGAUGGGAUGGAAGGUGUGCCACCAGACAAGUUUUACAUACUUGGUAGUGGGGUCGUGGAGACGAUCAUAAACGAUGGAGCGGUACUAGAUGCUAUGAUCGAUAACGACAAUGAGGCUGUCAUUAUAGAGGAGGAUCUGGCAGUACAGGUUGGACUGGACCUCGAUUGGUCAUACUUAUUCGAGAUAGAGACUGCUGAUGGGAGAAAGCAACAGAGCACUGGGGUUUGUCACAAGGCAGCCAUAGAGGUCCAAGGGGUACGAGUGACCCUGCCUGUCUUUGCAGUCAAGAACUGCAGCUCCGAUCUGCUCUUGGGACGAACGUGGUUGAGCCACGUGCAUGCGGUGACGAUAGAACGACCGGAUAGAAGUCAAACGUUGUCCAUUAAGAAGCUAGAUGGGACGCGGGUUAUGAUUGAGACGGUGGAGCCUCGGGACCCAAGGAACAGAGCAACUCUCGCGGUGGGAGCAAGACCCAGUGAUCAGAUUAAGUCAUUACCUAUCUCUGGCCUCGCAGUGCGAUUUCGCGAGAAGAAGUAUGGACCACUGCUCACAGAGGAAGAAGGUCGGAUCGUGGAAGUGGAAGAUUUAGGGGGUCGGCUGAUAGUGGACGGCAAUUCGUACCCAAAGGAGACAGAUGAGGAAUUUGGCGGGGUGAAGGAGAAGGAAGAAGUUAUCGCUUUCCUGAAAGAAAAUAUGGUUUUCCAUGUAGCGGAGCCGUCUGAUAGCGCUUAUGCUAAUCGAUGGUUCUUCCUACAAAAGCCGAAUGGCAAGAUCCGAUGGAUCCAGGAUCUUCAGAAGAUCAACGCGGUGACGAUACGAGACGUGGGCUCUGUGCCGCACGCCGAUUUACUAGCAGAAGGCGCCGCAGGCAGGUCAAUUUAUUCGGUCUGUGAUCUGUUAUCAGGCUAUGAUGAGGUACCGCUUGAUCCUAGGGACAGGCACCUCACGGCUAUGCAUACGCCAUUGGAACUGAUACAGAUGAUGGUUGUCCCUAUGGGAUGGACUAAUGGGGUAGCUGUUUUUCAAAGAGCCAUGGUAGCCGUCCUCAAGGACUUCAUCCCUGAUAAGGUUGAGGUUUCUCUGGAUGACUUUCCUAUAAAAGGGCAAGUAAACAAGGAUGAGACAGAGGUUAUACCAGGAGUUAGAAGAUUCGUCGAGCAACACCUAACAGAUAUUUGCGCGGUACUUGAGCAGCUGGACGAUGCGAAUUUAACGGUCAGCGGAAGUCGAUGGGCCGUCUCGACUAUUAAGAUCUUGGGCUUUAUUUGUGACUCGAGAGCAUGCCAAGCAGAUCCGACGAAGCUAGACAAACUCCUGGACUGACCGUCACCGUUACAUGGUCCAACCGAG
Molecule: messenger RNA, 3220 nt
Organism: Chara braunii
Lineage: Eukaryota; Viridiplantae; Streptophyta; Charophyceae; Charales; Characeae
Source: the annotation of a GenBank genome assembly